GAAUCAUACAAAACAGGAAAUGAACAAAGCGCAUCACAAGCCACCAGCCUGGUGGCUCCAUUUUCUAGCUAGCGUUGAACUUUAGUUGUUGUUCAUUAUAUAGUUGUUAGGACAGAUUUAUUUCAUUUUGUUGGACCGAAACGACACAUUUUCAAGAUGGGGGGUGGAGAUCUGAACUUGAAAAAGAGCUGGCAUCCCCAGACUAUGAAAAAUAUUGAGCGUGUUUGGAAAGCUGAACAGAAACACGAGGCUGAAGUCAAGAAGAUUGAGGAGCUCCAGAAAGAACUGAAAGAGGAACGAGCCCGAGAAGAAAUAACAAGAUUUGCACAGGAAGCCGGUUCCAUCAAAAAGAAGGAUGAUCGCCUGGACUGGAUGUACCAGGGCCCUGCUGGUCAGGUGUCCAGAGAUGAGUAUCUGCUGGGACGUUCCAUUGACAAGCAGAUCACCGACCAGUACGAGGAGCCCGAGAGCGGUCCGUCGGCUGAGACCGGCCUCCUGCCUGGGUCCAUUUUCAACCCCACCACUCCUGCCUCCAACCUCGAUUUGGCUGCCAAGAUCAGGGAAGAUCCCCUGUUUGAAAUCAGGAAACGUGAGGAAGAAAAGAAGAGGGAAGUCUUGAGUAAUCCAGUGAAGAUGAAGAAAAUCAAAGAAAUGCUGCGCCAGAAUCUCGACAAGAAAGACAAGAAGAAGAAGAAGAGGAAGAAGGAAAAAAAGGAGAAGAAAGGAGACAAGGAGAGAAGAAAGGAGAAGAAGCAUAAGAGAAGGAGUUCAAGAUCGAGCUCAGAUGAGGAAGACGAGAAAAAACACAGGUCACAUUCACGAAAUGAAUCUUCAGGAGACACCAAAUCUCGUUCCCAUCAUAUUCCCGGCUAUGGUCUACAGCUCCAUGCUGGCAGACAUCACCAGUCCUCAGCUCCCUCCAAUAACUUGGGGCGGCGCGACAGAAGUCGCUCCCGAUCGCCUCCUAGGAACAACAGGGAGAAUCACUCCAGCUCGUCUUCCUCACACAGAAGCGACAGGAAGGUUGAGCCCAGAGCUUCCAGCCCACAGAGAGAGCGUAACCACAGACAGAGGCACCCUGUGUCCAAGAAGCUCUCUGCAGAAGAGCUGGAGCGCAAGAGGAGUGAGAUGAUGGACCAGGCCAAGCAGAGGGAGGAGGACAGGGAGAAUAAUGUGAAGAGAUACAGGAAGCAGGACGAGCAGGAAAAGCUGCGGGAGCAAAACACCAAGCGUGACCGCCAUGCUGGAUUCAUUCAUAACAUGAAGCUGGAGAGCGCUGCCAGCUCUUCCUUAGAGGACAGAGUGAAGAGGAACAUCCACUGCAUUCAGAGGACGGCAGCCUCCCUAGACAACUUCAUGAAGAGAUGAAGACACCAACAUAUUUAUCAUACAGACGAACCGAACUGAUUGAAAAGGCUUGACAAGCCACCCACUCCUUUAUCUGUCUCUUUAAUGUAUUGAAGCAGGUGUGUAUGUAGUAAUGCAUUGAGGAUGGAUGGUGUGGUGGGAAUCUGUCAUGAGUUCCACAUGGCUCUAUGCCAAUCCACAUGGCUUUUAUUUUGAAAAAAUGUUUCCACAAUGGUAACAUCAUUUAUAUUUCAGACUAUCGUGGCUGAUUUGUUCUAGUUACUCUUUAAAAGCCAAUAUGUUCAUGUGAUCUGAACUUGUACAGUAUAUUGUUGUAGUUUUUACAGUAUAAUAGAUCCUGUUUUUAUCUAAUACGUUUUUGUAAUAAAUGUUUGUUUAUUACCCAUCAGUGUACUCCUGUGAGUGGCAAAUGGAAUAAACAGUUCCAGAGCUCCAUUAUUUGUUUUUGCUUUUUAAAAUAAAAUGAUGUUGUAGAUGGAGA
Sebastes umbrosus (honeycomb rockfish) is the source of this 1849-nucleotide messenger RNA. RefSeq names its product CWC25 spliceosome associated protein homolog (gene cwc25). The transcript has 9 exons. The record is from RefSeq and is a predicted model, not a curated record. Gene Ontology annotation, biological process: mRNA splicing, via spliceosome. NCBI's taxonomy places the organism in Eukaryota, Metazoa, Chordata, Actinopteri, Perciformes, Sebastidae. Gene Ontology annotation, cellular component: U2-type spliceosomal complex. Bases 157 to 1368 code for a protein of 403 amino acids.